UUCUAUUUAGAGGACUUGUUUAUUGAUUUAUUUAUUACAAAAAAAAAAGUAGAUAGAACACGCAUGCGCACUUAGUAUGACGUAACCCUGGUGUCCGGUUAGCUAGCUUCCGGCUAGUUAGCAAGUUGUGAACAGCGUACUAAGAAAGCGCGAAACUAGCUUACUAACAAAUACAUAACCAGUUUUUGCCUGUUGUGACCACCGACAUCGACUAUGGAUGACGAUUCCUACCCCAGAACGUUGUACGUGGGAAACCUCUCUAGGGAUGUGACCGAAAUUCUGAUUCUACAACUGUUCACUCAAAUAGGGCCUUGUAAAAGUUGUAAAAUGAUCACAGAGCAUACGACGAAUGACCCCUAUUGCUUCGUGGAAUUCUUUGAACACAGAGACGCUGCAGCAGCCCUCGCCGCUAUGAAUGGAAGAAAAAUACUUGGAAAGGAGGUCAAAGUAAAUUGGGCCACCACGCCAAGUAGCCAAAAGAAAGACACAUCCAAUCAUUUCCAUGUGUUUGUGGGUGAUCUGAGCCCUGAGAUUAGCACAGAAGAUGUAAGAGCUGCAUUUGCACCUUUUGGGAAAAUCUCAGAUGCUCGUGUUGUGAAGGACAUGGCGACAGGCAAAUCAAAGGGGUAUGGAUUUGUGUCCUUCUACAACAAACUGGAUGCAGAGAAUGCCAUUGUUCACAUGGGCGGCCAGUGGCUGGGAGGACGUCAAAUCCGGACCAACUGGGCAACACGAAAACCACCUGCUCCCAAAAACACUCAGGACAAUGGCUCAAAACAACUGAGAUUCGAUGAUGUUGUGAGCCAAUCCAGUCCACAGAACUGUACUGUGUACUGUGGAGGGAUUCAAUCUGGACUAACUGAUGAAAUAAUGCGGCAGACCUUCUCGCCAUUCGGUCAGAUCAUGGAAAUCAGAGUCUUCCCUGAGAAAGGUUAUUCAUUCAUCAGGUUUUCCUCCCAUGACAGUGCUGCACACGCUAUUGUGUCAGUAAAUGGCACAGGCAUUGAAGGACACAUAGUCAAGUGCUACUGGGGCAAAGAAUCUCCUGAUAUGACCAAAAGUUCCCAACAGGUUGAAUACGGCCAGUGGGGCCAAUGGAAUCAGGUCUAUGGGAGUCCGCAGCAGCAGUAUGGACAGCAGUAUAUGACUAAUGGAUGGCAAGUUCCCUCCUAUAACAUGUAUGGCCAGUCAUGGAAUCAACAAGGAUUUGGAGUAGAGCAGUCUCAGUCGCCUGGUUGGGUCGGAGGAUUUGGCUCUCAGUCAGCUCAGGCUUCUGCCUCGGCAAAUUCAGUUGUGUCCAACUUCAACAUGACUGGUUAUCAGACACAGUGAGCUGGUCCUAAAAAAAGCCUAUUACUGAGAAGAACCAGCUCUGGUCAAAGCAUAUUCAUAAAGCCUUUAUUUGCCUCAAAGGACAAAUAAUUUAAUUGAUAGCGCCAGUUUCAAAUAUUUUUUGCAAACGAAAAGUUCACAUAUAGUUUAUGAGGAUCCAGCGAACUACGUAAGUCUUGCCAACAUGAAAUUAAUCGGAAGGAGCUCUGACUCUGUUGCUCUUUGGCCCUUGUGUGUCGUUUUAGCAAGACUUAAAAGUUAAGAUCAUCUCAAUUGCAUUUGAAGUUUGGGUAAAAGCUUUAAUUCAUUGGUUGCCAUUGACAGCAAUAGACGUCCAAUCCAUUUGAACUGGGUGGGCGAGCAGACAAUGAACGGAUGUUUAUUCCCGGCUAGCCUUCCUGGCAGUCUGGCAAGUCUAGUGACAAAUUUAUUUAAAUUCACAGCAGAAGGUAAAGUCCCACAUAGUUGGACACUUAUCGUCAAUGGGACUGAAUGAUAACUCUAAAAACAUUUUUCUUUUUAAAUCACAAAUAUAUGCGUUUUUUGUUGUUGUUGUUGUUUUUUUUUUUUUUUUUUUUCUGCUAGUGUCUCACAUGUUUAAUUUUGUAUGAAAACUUAAAACUACAGCAAUACUUCAACAGUGUUCCUCACACUUCUUAAACGAAUAUCAAAUAUUUUCAAUUUGCCAGUUGCAGUCCUGUCAGAAUGUUUAUGGACUGCUGGCACUUGGAGCAUUUUCUAUUAUUUUAUACUACAGUUAAGAACACAGCGGUUUAUGAGUUGAUAUUUUUAAUUUACGUGUGUACAAGUCAAGAGUGUCUCACAUAACCACCAAUUGCUUCACUUGCAAUGAGCCACGGUAACCUUAUAACAUUGGCCUGUGUUCAGAUAACAGCCAUACAGUCACUGCAUUUUUGAUAUGAACGAAAAGUGCUUUGUAAAUAGAAGUCCUGAAAUAGUUUGCAGCACACAAAAAUUUCUAUUAAGCGGUGUGGCUUUAAAAUUAAAGUGGACGUAUGGCUCGGUUUACUUUUGUGAGCAAAGAUAGUGUUACUUUUACUGCUCAUCUGCCCCUUCUUUUGAGUGGACAACUGCAUGUUAAUUGUUGAGCUUUUGAAUUGUUUUGUGAGUGAGCUUAUCUCCUAGCAAAGGAAAAACUCCAUUAUAGGAUCACAGUUGCAUUUGAUUGAAGGGUUAAAUUAAAAGAAUUCACCUGCUUGUUCACGAAUGUUUGUGCAUAUUCUGGGCUGGUUUCCUAGAGGAAUAUAGUCUUCCUUUUUCAUUAUUCCUUGCUGAUCCCUGAUUUUAGAAUAUUUUUUAAUCAGUAACCUUUGUAAAGACUAUACCUUAUGUCCGACUUUAUUUUCAGGGUAUUGCAUGUUAGUGGACAAAUUUGUAAAAUGGCAGUUUUCCACACAAAAGACAGAAGGUACUACUAUCCCCCCGCCCCACCAGUGUUCUUUAAAGUUUGUAGUUAAACAUUUUCCAUUUGGCUUGAAUUAAUUUGCCAUUUGUUUUAGCACAGCAGCUUUUUUUUUGUUGGGGGGGGGG
Messenger RNA from Corythoichthys intestinalis (scribbled pipefish), 2883 nucleotides. It is a transcript of the gene tial1, whose product is annotated as TIA1 cytotoxic granule-associated RNA binding protein-like 1. The coding region runs from base 214 to 1332 and encodes 372 amino acids. Lineage: Eukaryota; Metazoa; Chordata; Actinopteri; Syngnathiformes; Syngnathidae. Gene Ontology annotation, molecular function: DNA binding; RNA binding. The record is from RefSeq and is a predicted model, not a curated record. The transcript is spliced from 12 exons.